Molecule: messenger RNA, 2555 nt
Organism: Eupeodes corollae
Lineage: Eukaryota; Metazoa; Arthropoda; Insecta; Diptera; Syrphidae
Product: neprilysin-4-like
Exons: 2
Coding region: 262-2493 (743 amino acids)
Biological process (GO): protein processing
Cellular component (GO): plasma membrane
Molecular function (GO): metalloendopeptidase activity
Source: RefSeq, a predicted model, not a curated record
GCUUCUUCUAGCAAUGAUAGUCAAUUGCGGCGCCUCGAACAGAGAAGAUCAGAACUCCAUUAGAUACUUGAAAUUAGUUUAACGAAUAACACAAUUUAACCAAAAAUAAAAAAACAAUAACAAAAACAAAAACAAUGUGCUAUAAGAGUUUCAUUGUUUUAAUAAUAUAAUUACACGAAUUAAACUCAAGUUCGCGUCUUAAUUAUAAGUAUCUUCUAAUUAGCACCCACGAUCAAAGAAAAUAAAUUUAUCUGCCUUCAGAUGAUUUCGGCCAAGAAAAAAAUUAUAUUUCUCACGGCGGCUGUGGUGCUGGUUUUAGUUUUAGUUAUUUUGACAACCGUGAUAUUAAUUUCGAAAAAAUCCGAACGAUCUUCGAAAGACAAUGUCCUCGGCGUCGGCGGGAUCCAAAUUAUGUCCGAUGCCCCGAGUGCAGUGACCUCGAGCAGCUCGAAAAGGCACAACAUUAGUCGAGAUGCUGUUCGUGCCAUGCAAUCCGAAGUAAUGCAAAGCUUUAUUAACGAAUCCGUAGAUCCAUGUGAUGAUUUCUAUGAAUACGCGUGUGGUAACUGGGAGAAGCAUAAUCCCAUUCCAAAUGACAAGUGGCAAUAUUCAACAAUCCAAUUACUCCAUCACAAUCUUGAAAAUGAACUUAGGGAACUUUUGUCCGAACCAAUUAGUCAUGCAAAGCCGCCAAGUGCCAUGGACAAAACAAAGAUGUACUACAAAAAUUGUAUGGAUAAAGCGACAACUGUCAAACGCGGAGUAGAACCGCUUUUGAAGUAUAUCAAAGAUCUAGGUGGUUGGCCAGUGCUGGAUGAUGACUGGAAGGAGGAAAAUUUCGAUUGGCUGCAGUUGGCAAUUAAUUCUUCGUAUGUUGGAAAUGGUGUGAUAAUUUCUUAUGAAGUCGAAAAGAAUCCCACUGUCCCGACGGAAUACACAAUUUUCUUGGAACAAACCAGUUUGGGAAUGACAAAUCGGGAUAAUUUUUUGAAUCCAGAAAAUUCGAAGAAUCUUGAAGCUUACAGAAAACUUAUUGAAAACGUUCUUCUCAUGCUUGAUGUUAACGAGGAAAAAGCUAAGAAUGUCUCUCAAGAAAUUGUUGACUUUGAAGUCCUUCUUGCCAAUGCAACUCUCCCACCUGAAGCUACAAAAACACUGCCAUAUUUUCAACCUCCCGUUUCGUUGCUGAACAGUGCUUAUCCUUAUAUCGAUUGGAAUAGAUACAUAGCAGGAGUCCAACAAACCAAUGCAUCAGAAAUAAGCCAAAAUCAAACAGUUCUACUCCAACUUGGGGUGAAGUAUUACGAAAACCUCUACUAUGUUCUUUUGCAGACGGAAAAUGUAACCAUGGCCAAUUACAUGAUUUGGCGAUGUGUUCUUUUUGUAAUCGUAUCUUUAGAUGAUAACUUCCGAGGAGCUUGGGAUGAUUUUAACACCGCUGUAACUGGACAAGUCGAACCAAAUCCUCUGUGGAAAAUUUGUGUAAAUCAGAUUAACUGGAACAUGGGAAUGGCCACAUCGGGAAUGUUUAUUCGGAAGUACUUUGAUGAGUCUAGUAAGAACGAAACAGUCCAGCUUAUCAAUUCUCUCAAAGAGACCUUUGAUGAGAAUCUGCAGGAGUUGGAUUGGAUAGAUGCAGCUACAAAGGCCUAUGCCAGCAAAAAGGCCAAUGCAAUGAGAGUUGCCGCAGGUUAUCCGGAUUACAUUCGAUCUGAGAAAAUUCUCAAUAAACUUUACGAAGGAGUUGAAAUUUUAGAGGGAAAACACUUUGAAAACUGUUUGGCCAUAACAAAACACACUCGACGAAAGAGCCGAGAUCGGCUUUUCAAGCCAUUCGACAAAGACCACUGGUUUUUACCGCCCACAAUGGUGAAUGCACUUUACGAUACUGGCGCCAAUCGGAUUAUCAUACUGGCCGGUCUGCUGCAACCUCCAGUCUUUCACAAGUACUUUCCGCAAUCCCUGAAUUACGGAGCCAUUGGCAUGUUCAUGGGGCACGAACUGAUUCAUGGUUUUGAUGAUAUUGGCCGUAAGUUUGAUGUGAUGGGAAAUUCUCUAAAAUGGUGGAGCCCCGAAGCGAUUGCUGAAUUCGAAGAGAGGCAAAAAUGUUUCUUGGAACAAUACGAAAACUUUGCUAAACAAGAUCACACUUUUAAGAGCAUUGCAACAUUAAGUGAGAAUCUAGCAGAUAAUGGAGGGCUGCGACUUGCCUAUAAGGCCUAUCAAAAAUGGAAGAACUCAACAAAACUCGAUGAUGAAACUUUCCCAACGAUGAAAUUCAACGAAAAUCAAUUGUUCUUUCUUAGUUUUGCUCAAUUAUUUUGCUCUGCUCUGCGACCCGAGGCGUUGGUGGAAUCACGAAGCUAUGAAGCUCAUAGUCCUAGGAAAUAUCGAGUACUGGGGGUUCUUACAAAUUUUAAAGAAUUCUCUGAAGCUUAUGGAUGUCCUUUGAAGAGUGCAAUGAACCCAGUCAAGAAAUGCCGACUAUGGUAGGAAGGAGUUGCUGUGUGUGGUAUUUUUUUUUCUAGAGGACUUAUUAAUUUUAAGAUGGAAUU